UCAAAGUGUCUCUCAUAAUGGUUUCUCUCUCUUCAAUCCAAUUCAUAGACGCUGCUCUCUAUGGAAGCACCUCAUUUGCUCUAUCCUACACAGACCCUGAACAAAAAUGGGUAAUUAGAGAACACCUCAUUACUCUCCUUCAAGAAUUUCCUUCUCUCAAUCCUUCAAUGAACACCUUCACCCACAACGAUGGUGCCACCGUCAACCUUUUGAACAUAAACGGUGAUCUCUCUGUGUCUCGAUCCGUCCCGGCCAUCUUUUUAACCAUUUGGGUUCAUGAAAACUACCCUAGCAUGGCCCCUAUUGUCUUUCUCUCUCCAAAUUCUAUGUACCCAAUUCAUCCUGAUCAUCCUUUUGUUGACUCAUCUGGUUCUAUCACCUCGCCUUACCUUCAAACAUGGUUUUACCCUCGAAGCAACCUCUCAGAGUUUGUUCACAACCUUGUCAAGCUCUUUUCCCACAACCAUCCUUUCUACUGCUACUCAACAACUUCUAGCGCAACCCAUCUUUCUAUUCCUUCAAAAAUGGAGGCCAUGGAUCGUCUGGUGUGUAAAAUUCACCAUGACAUGAGGGCCUUGAGGACGAAAACAGACGAAGAAAUAGAGGAACUAUCAAGCCUUCAAGCUGAAAUGGUGAAGAGAGUUGAUGUAACAACAGGUAUUAUCAUUGGGUUAGAUGAAGAAAGAGAGAAGUUGAAGGAAAGAGUAAGAGACCUGAGUGAAGAAGCUGAUGUGUUGAUCAAUUGGUUGAGAGUUUAUGAUAAGAAAUACUCUGGAGGAACAUCAAUGGUGGGUGAUGAUAUUGAUGAUGUAUUUGAAGCUGUAGAUGAGGAGUCGAAGAUGAUCAUUGAUUGGAAGGCUGAAGAUAUGGGUUUGGAGGAUUUGAUAUACGAAUUAGACAAGGCAGUUGAAAAAGGGGUUGUGAGUUUUAGAAUGUACAUCACGCAAGUCAGGAGCUUGGCUAGAGAGCAGUUCUACCACAGGAAUAGGCUGGUGAAAUUGAAGGGUACCAAAAUUCUCCACUUGCCUUAUUGA
Molecule: messenger RNA, 1034 nt
Organism: Ilex paraguariensis (yerba mate)
Lineage: Eukaryota; Viridiplantae; Streptophyta; Magnoliopsida; Aquifoliales; Aquifoliaceae
Source: the annotation of a GenBank genome assembly